CCCGCCGGCAGACUUUCAUCUUCACCGACGGGGACGACCCUGAGCUUCAGCUCCAUGGAGGCGGCCACGUCGUCAACACCAACUGCUCGGCCGCCCGCACGCGCCAGGCGCUCUGCUGCAAGAUGUCGGUGGAGUACGACAAGUUCAUCGAGUCGGGGCGCAAGUGGUUCUGCCACGUGGACGAUGACAACUACGUGAACCCCCACGGCCUGCUGCGCCUGCUGUCCGCCUUCUCGCCCCGCCAGGACGUGUACCUGGGCAGGCCCAGCCUAGACCACCCCAUCGAGGCCACCGACAGGGCCCAGGGCGGCGGAGCCGUGACCACAGUCAAGUUCUGGUUUGCUACCGGGGGGGCCGGGUUCUGCCUCAGCAGGGGCCUCGCCCUCAAGAUGAGCCCAUGGGCCAGCCUGGGCAGCUUCAUGAGCACGGCUGAGCGUGUGCGACUGCCUGACGACUGCACGGUGGGCUACAUCGUGGAGGGGCUGCUGGGUGCCCGCCUCCUUCACAGCCCCCUCUUCCACUCCCACCUGGAGAACUUGCAGAGGCUGCCCCCCGACGCUGUGCUUCAGCAGGUCACCUUGAGCUAUGGGGGUCCUGAGAACCCACACAAUGUGGUCAAUGUGGCCGGCGGCUUCAGCCUACAGCAGGACCCCACGCGGUUCCAGUCUGUUCACUGCCUUCUCUACCCCGACACGGACUGGUGUCCCGGGCAGAGGCAGGGCUGACCUCACCUCUUGCUGGCCGAUGACCCCUAAGUCCACGCUGGCUCUGUGCCUGCCUCAGGUGCAGGGGUGGCAGCGGGUGCCUGGUCUCAGUGGAUCCCCCAUUCCACCUUGCUCAGACAGGCCUGCAGCUCCGGCAGCCCUCAGCAGGCCUUGGGAGAGUGUACACAGCCAGACUGAGGCCAAGGCCUGGGUAGACCCUGGGCACACCGCCCCCAGCACGAGGGUGCAGUCAGGGAAGCCUCCCCUGGCGGUGGCGCCUGUGAAGGGCCCAGGCCAGGUCCUGCCUGCAGCUUUAGGCGCAGCCAGGAGGGCUUGGGCAGGCCCUUGCUGGGGGGUCGCUCUCCCUGCUGCACAGCGUGGUCCCAGUCAGGACAUCAGGGCUUCAGAGAGCUCUCCUCAGCUCUGUUCAGGCCUAGGCUCAGAACCCUGCCUGCCCUCCGCCCCAAGUGCCUUCUGCUUGGGGUCCCUUAGCACCAAGCCCACCCCAACCCACCUGGGCCUAGGCAGGUGCUGUCCCCACUGCGCUGUCACUGCAAGUGAGUAAACGCUUUGCUCCCCU
Molecule: messenger RNA, 1284 nt
Organism: Tupaia belangeri chinensis (Chinese tree shrew)
Lineage: Eukaryota; Metazoa; Chordata; Mammalia; Scandentia; Tupaiidae
Gene: RFNG
Product: RFNG O-fucosylpeptide 3-beta-N-acetylglucosaminyltransferase
Cellular component (GO): membrane
Molecular function (GO): glycosyltransferase activity
Source: RefSeq, a predicted model, not a curated record